Molecule: messenger RNA, 1059 nt
Organism: Pedinophyceae sp. YPF-701
Lineage: Eukaryota; Viridiplantae; Chlorophyta; Pedinophyceae
Source: the annotation of a GenBank genome assembly
AUGAAGCUCGACGCGGAGGCGCUCCGGCACUUGUCGAACGAGCACUUUCGCGUGCUGACUGCCAUAGAGAUGGGCCAGCGGAACCACGAGAUCGUCCCGCUGCCGCUGAUCGACCAAAUUGCCGGGCUGCGGCGCGGCGGGACGCACAAGCUCCUGAGGGACCUGGGCAGGCACAAGCUCGUGCACCACGACGGCACGAAGUACGACGGGUACCGUCUGACGUACCAGGGCUACGACUUCCUGGCCAUCAAGACCCUCGUGCGGCGGGGCGUGCUCACCGCCGUCGGGCGCCUGCUCGGCGUGGGCAAGGAGUCCGACAUCUUCGAGGCGCUCGGGGCGGACGGGGAGGUCGUCGUGCUCAAGCUCCACCGCCUCGGCCGCACGUCCUUCCGCAGCGUCCGCAAGAACCGGGACUAUCUGCGCAGGGGUUCUCACUUCAGCUGGUUGUACUUGUCGCGGCUCGCCGCGAUCAAGGAGGCGGCCUUCAUGCGCGCGCUCGGCGACCGCGGCUUCCCGGUCCCCGACGCCAUCGACCAGAACAGGCACGCCGUCGUGAUGUCGCACGUGGAGGGCUACCCGCUGGUCCAGGUCCGGGAGGUCCGGCACCCGGCGCAGGUGUUCAACGAGCUGAUGGCCAUCCUGUGCCGCAUGGCCGCGGUGGGGCUGGUGCACUGCGACUACAACGAGUUCAACGUGCUCGUGUCGCGCGAGGACGACGCGAUCACGGUGAUCGACUUCCCGCAGAUGGUGUCGGUCACGCACCGCAACGCGAAGGAGCUCUUUGACCGCGACGUGGAGUGCAUCAUACGGUUCUUCCGCCGCAAGGUCGGGUGGGACCCGGAGAGCGACCCGGACGUCAAGGUGCUGCGGCCGGACCUGGCGGACUACGCCGCGACGGAGCACUCCGUGGACCGGGAGCUGCAUGCGUCAGGGUUCAAAACGAAGCAUCAGGAGGCGCUCGAGGCGUACGAGUGGCGGCGGGGCUCGGACGACGAGGGGGGGAGCGGGGACGACGAGAGUGGGGACGAGGGUGAGGGGGAGAGCGAGGGGGAGGAGUGA